GCCUUUGGCGCCUCAGGCCGCGAGCGCAUCACCUCGGAUGUCUGUCUCCGACGUCAUGCACUCACUUUCUUUCUUCGCCGCAGCUCCAGCACUUCUUGAUGGACAUUCCAUCGGCCUUCCAACACUCUGAAUUUGUUGCAAUCACUACUAGUCUAGAAUGAUUCCCACGGCCAGAUGUCUAGCUGCCAAGCCCUCAGGCUUCAUCAAGCGCAGUGUAGAUGAGCUGAGCCGCCUCUCCAAAAUUGCCUGGAACUCCGAAGCUCUCCACACUCCGACGAAACCUUACGUACUCCUUGACUUCGAAGAUGCCUCCACUGUCGCCGGCUGUAAGACAAUGGCCGACCGCGCCGUCGGAGGCUUCAGCACCGCCAGCUUGGACCAUGUUCCCGCGGACCCCUCGACAAACAGCCCGGCGCACGCUCAUUUCCACGGAAGUAUUUCGACCAGAUUGCCACCGAACUGGCGGGUGGAAAGGACCGGCUACGCCGCCUUCCGCAACCAUGAUCGGGGCCUGUGGCUCUUCGGUCGGCUCUUCUGGGACGUCGACCCGUACGCCUACCUCGCGCUGCGCGUGAAAUCCGACGGCCGGCGCUACACCGUCAACAUCCAGACCGACUCCGUCGUCGAGACCGACAUCCACCAGCACCGCCUGUACACCCGGCAUCACCGCGUGCAGCAGCAGGCGCCGGCCCGCGACCCCUACUCCCCCUUCCCCGCCGAGGAGGCCAACAUCGAGUCGCCCGAGCUCGCCGACAAGAUCUACCCCAACGGCAUCAUCCCGCCGGCCCUGUCGGACGUGCCGCCGGAGUCGACCAUCAUUUCUUCGGCCAGUCAUCAUGUGACGACCACCGGGGAGGCGGUCGAGUCGACGGGCUGGGAGACAAUCCUCUUGCCCUUCAAUGCGUUUGUGCGCACGAAUUUCGGGCUCGUCGUCGAGCCGCAGACCUCUCUGCUGCGGCAGCGCAUCCGGAGUAUUGGCAUCGGGUUGACGGACCGGGUGGAUGGACCGUAUGAUCUGCGGAUUCACAAGAUCUGGGCGACAAAUGGGAUGAGUGAGGCGGAGAUUGAGGAGGAGAGGCGCAUCUGUGGGGCGGAUGCGCUGGAGGUGGAUGAGGGCGUCAGGACUAAUUGGAUGGGUGAGCCGACUCAGUCCGAAGCGGAGGAGGCACAGGCCGGUAAGCGGCAUGCAGCGGACGGUGCUGCUUCUUCUUCGGCUUCCAAGAGCCAGAACAAGGGCAAGGGACUCAAAGGACUGCGUGAUGAAUGGGCUUGAUGAAAAGCAGAGGGACCGCGACCAUUAGAUUGAUACCACCACCAUGAAACUGUACAUUAGGGAAUUGAAUGUGAAUUAUAUAUCCC
This is a messenger RNA of Aspergillus saccharolyticus JOP 1030-1, 1359 nucleotides long. Its product is annotated as CIA30 family protein. Bases 158 to 1273 code for a protein of 371 amino acids. The transcript has 3 exons. Gene Ontology annotation, cellular component: mitochondrion. Gene Ontology annotation, biological process: mitochondrial respiratory chain complex I assembly; mitochondrial electron transport, NADH to ubiquinone. NCBI's taxonomy places the organism in Eukaryota, Fungi, Ascomycota, Eurotiomycetes, Eurotiales, Aspergillaceae. The record is from RefSeq and is a predicted model, not a curated record.